Messenger RNA from Scleropages formosus (Asian bonytongue), 1759 nucleotides. RefSeq names its product cytochrome c oxidase assembly homolog 15 (yeast) (gene cox15). NCBI's taxonomy places the organism in Eukaryota, Metazoa, Chordata, Actinopteri, Osteoglossiformes, Osteoglossidae. The transcript has 9 exons. The record is from RefSeq and is a predicted model, not a curated record. Gene Ontology annotation, molecular function: oxidoreductase activity, acting on NAD(P)H, heme protein as acceptor. Bases 48 to 1271 code for a protein of 407 amino acids. Gene Ontology annotation, biological process: heme A biosynthetic process. Gene Ontology annotation, cellular component: mitochondrial inner membrane.
UGCGCCUGCGCAAUUUAGCUGUGUCGCCGCACCUCCUAUCAUCUGAUAUGUCCACAAUGUCUGUGUUGCUGCGCGCCUUAUCGCUGCGGUGUCAGCAAUGUGCUGUCGGUCGCCUGCCACUGCAGAGAUCUACGGUCAGGUCGUGGCUGGUCAACAGGCGCCGAUCUACACUCACAGCUGAGGCUGUCCGAGCACAGACCCCACAGGCUGUUACAGUGCCCAAUGCAGCCACCAACCGCAUUGUGGGCAAAUGGCUGGUGGGCUGCAGUGGACUGGUGGUUGGGGCUGUGGUUCUGGGUGGAGUCACCAGACUGACUGAAUCCGGCCUGUCCAUGGUGGACUGGCACUUAAUCAAAGAGAUGAAACCCCCCCAGACAGAGGCUGAAUGGGAGGCCGAGUUCCAGAAGUACCAGCAGUACCCAGAGUUUAAAAUACUCAAUCAUGACAUGACUCUACAGGAGUUCAAGGCCAUCUUCUACAUGGAGUGGGGUCAUCGUAUGUGGGGCCGACUGGUGGGCCUAGCCUAUAUUCUGCCUGCAGUCUACUUCUGGAGGAAAGGCUAUUUCACCCGCCCUAUGAAAGGCUGUAUUCUGGGCCUCUGUGGAUUUGUCUUCUUCCAGGGACUGCUGGGGUGGUAUAUGGUAAAGAGUGGUCUGGAGGAAAAACCAGAGUCCUACGACGUGCCUCGUGUGAGCCAGUACCGGCUUGCAGCCCACCUGGGUUCUGCCCUGGUACUGUACUGUGCCAGUUUGUGGAUGGGGCUUUCCCUGCUCCUGCCCACACACAAGCUGCCUGACACACGGCAGCUUACCCUGCUGCGGCGGUUCGCCCGGGGGACUGGGGGUCUUGUCUUUCUCACAGCCCUCUCAGGGGCUUUUGUGGCUGGCCUGGAUGCUGGCCUGGUUUACAACUCCUUCCCCAAGAUGGGCGAGCGCUGGGUUCCUGAUGACUUGCUGGCCUUCUCCCCUUUCUUAAAGAACUUUUUUGAGAACCCCACCACAGUACAGUUCGACCACCGCAUAUUGGGCAUCUGCACGGUGACGGCCAUCACAGGGCUCUACUUGUUCUCCAGGAGGAUGGUGCUGCCUCGGAGGUCCAAGAUUGCUCUGAGCUGCCUGCUGGCGAUGGCUUAUGCCCAAGUGGGUUUGGGUAUCAGCACUCUGCUCUUCUAUGUCCCCACUCCGCUGGCAGCCACUCACCAGUCUGGCUCACUGGCACUUCUCACAUUGGCCAUGUGGGUCCUUGCAGAACUCCGCAGGGUAGCUAAGUGAUGGCCUGAGUUGUACUAGGCAGAGCUGCAACACGUGCAAGUACAGACCACCUGCUCUGGACUUUCUUUUCCUGUUAGAUGCCCCCAUCCCAUUCUCCUAAAAUUUUCCCCAUUAAGAUCUUAUCUGAAUAAGAAUGUAAAAUCAAAUUUGAGUUUCUUUGUGGAAAAAUACAUAUUUUUAUAUUUAAUGAACAUCCUGCAGUUUUAAGGUUCAUUUUUGAAAAUAUGUGUAAAGGUAAAGGACUUCAGCUGAUCUGGUAUUUGCUGGUUGAUGAAUCAUUGGUUCUAUAGAUUGAAACUGCAAAGCCUUAGAAAGUGAUUUAUUGUGGGAUUUUGCACUUUUAUUAGGUUGCUGGUGUACAUGGUAUUUUUUUACUUAUGUUCUGCUCUGCACAGAUAUGUAACUGAAUUAUUUGUGUACUGUAUACAUCUUCUUGCUGAACUGAAAUAAAGUGUUUAAGUGUACACCCUACACAUGUGAUGUGUUCC